Linnemannia hyalina is the source of this 2061-nucleotide messenger RNA. The record is from the annotation of a GenBank genome assembly. Lineage: Eukaryota; Fungi; Mortierellomycota; Mortierellomycetes; Mortierellales; Mortierellaceae.
AUGACGCUAACGGCCCAAUCGAAUCGUAAUCGCCACGCCGUUCCCCCACUCCCUGAAGCUGAUUCUAUCCAGAUCCGUCGAUCCGAGGCAGAGAUAUCCCAACUCGAACGGGCAAAUCUCGAACUCACCGUCGCCUUACACAGAGCACAGAGAGAACUACAGGAAAGGUCAACAGCCAACACAGCGUCUCUCUACCACGCCACGUAUUCACCAGCGGCAACAAACCUUCAGGAAGAGUGGAUUCAGUUGGGUCGGACGCAGCAAGCUAUUCCUUACCUCCAACGGCAGAUCGAGUCGGGAUUGCCACCACAUCAUAAGCAACCUAACCGAGACUACUCUGACUGUGGACGAGACUACGCCGGCAAAGCCGACCUCACGUUGUCGUUGACGCCUCGAAGCAAGAGACGGAAAUUGGAGUCGCUUGCAGUCUCGAGUGUGAUCCCUCGAGACUUGGCUAUGAUCAAGUUGGAGCACAUUCGUGCCAUCUAUCAGAACGCUCUCGUCGAGGUGAUACGGUCGCAUCAGUCUACAGCCGAACUCUACAAGGAGAAUCUCAGGAUCUUGAGCGGGGAUCGAGAAUGCUCCAGCAGCAAUAUUCACGCCAGCAUCAGCGGAAGGGGUCACGUCAGUCAGUCCGAUCAGAGACUUGAUCAGUCUCUGGAUUCAUCUCAUUACUUCUCAGAGGCGAUGUUGCUCCCACCAGAGCGCUCGGCUCAGUCGUCCACUGAACUAGUUGUGACACCACCAAAUCUCAAGCGAGCACGAGCGUGGCAGACGCCUUCCCCCUUGCCAUUUUUCAACAUGGAUACAGUAACUGGUGAGGCUGAUAGUGACCUCACCAACCCAAUGCUGGAUCCCUCUCGACCACUUCUUGCCGAACCAGCGCAAGUUAGACGUGGACGAACAUUCACGUCAAGUUCGACCAGGUCGGUUGCAGAGGGAGUUUCCAAGGUCAGGGCAAGCGCUUUGUCUAUUAUAUCCGAGCAGGUUGAACACACUAUUCACGACCUCGCGGACACCAUCAUCUCGGAGCCACCAGGAUCGGUAUCAUCUCUCGAUAUACCCCCGCUGGCGCCAAGGCAAUCAAUUAAUCCUCAAGACUUGAUUGUCGGUAACCAGAAACCUCAGCCAAAUCAAACGACACCCAGGACACCGAAAAGACAGUUAAUGGCAAGUCCCUAUCGCCGUGAGGAAGCUUCGUCCGCUGCCAAGGUGUCACCUUCUGCUGCGACGAGAAGGGAUCGUUACGUGCGGGAUCUCGCCAAGGCCAAGGCUCUGUCCAAGAAACUUGUUGCAAUGUUCAGAAACAAGAGUACAGUUGCCAAAGCAAGCGCUUCCUCAGAGACAUCACUUGCGGUCAAGAGCGAGGAUACAACCGCAACGGCUGAGCUUGGCGUCGACAACUACACCAACAAGAGGCCAAGCAGUACAGAGACGGAUUCUAUCACCUCAACGAUGGCGACACCGCCGACAAAUACAAAAGCUGCUGCUGCUUUAAGAAAGAGUGCCACCCUCUCGCCCUCACACAUCCCUCGCGCCAUCAAGCAGCAGUGUCGUUCAGGAAGCACUAGAUCGUUAGCCAGUCAUCGGUCUGGUAUUCACCCCGACAAACUCAAGUCCCUCACUGCGGGUCAGCUCCUCCGCCUGAUGAACAGGACUCUCUUGGGGUCUUCACGGCUUCCUGUUCUGCCAAAAGCAAUUGUCCAAAAAGGAGUGUCGUCGAAUGUUCACCUUGCGCCACUGAGGUCUGCAGCUAAAGGACCAACGUCCACAGUUUCCGCUGUCACCAUCGAGCACUCGACUUCGACCUCGGCUCCAAACGUGGCCUCGCCUUCAUCAGAAGCACCCCCACCUUCGACAGUUGCGACAGGGACGAUUGCCGAAGCAGCAGAAAACCAGGACAUUCCUCCUCCGGUGACAACAGUAACAAAGGCAAAGACGACCACUAAACCUUCGGCUGCAGUCGCUGUCAAGUCUCGGCGAGUGACCAGGUCCGUUCUUUCUAACAAGUUUCGACGCGUAACCCGCUCUACAGCCGCGGCUGCCUCACAGAUGUUGUGA